Messenger RNA from Paecilomyces variotii, 2526 nucleotides. Its product is annotated as putative C6 transcription factor. Gene Ontology annotation, molecular function: zinc ion binding; DNA binding; DNA-binding transcription factor activity, RNA polymerase II-specific. The transcript is spliced from 2 exons. Gene Ontology annotation, biological process: regulation of DNA-templated transcription; DNA-templated transcription. Lineage: Eukaryota; Fungi; Ascomycota; Eurotiomycetes; Eurotiales; Thermoascaceae. The coding region runs from base 1 to 2526 and encodes 841 amino acids. The record is from RefSeq and is a predicted model, not a curated record.
AUGGCAUCCAGCACCGCGAGUUCCAGUCUGAAUUCUCCGUUAAACCAGUCUCCCCAGACUACCAACCGGGCUCCUGGAGAUCGACAGUCGCAAAGUAGCUCCUUGCCUCGAAUCAACAGCAAUGCGGCCGGCGCAUCUGCCCAGCAAGCUCAUUUCCCCUCACCGACCACUGACACCCAGGCGCAGCCGUCGCCACAUGGUGAGCAUGCCCAGCUCAACCAGCGCAGCUGCAUCACUUGUCGUCGAAGAAAGGUACGAUGCAGCAAGAGAGACCCGUGCUCGAAUUGUGUGAAAGCAGGCAUCGAAUGUGUCUUCCCCGGACCGGGACGUGCGCCUCGAAAACCAAAGCGCCCCCAAGAUGCGGAGCUGUUGGCGCGCCUGAGACGUCUAGAAGGCGUAGUGGAAAGCCUAGGAGCAAGUACCGCAGAGCAGGCCAGUGCACCGAUAUCCUUCAAGGAUCCUCCAGUCCCGACUAGCGAUGGCCAGAAAAAAGAAACUCCGUCCAGAGAAGGCAGGCUGGGGACUUGUCCACCCUUCUUGGAUAGAGAUCCCAAAUCUCUAUUACCUCAUAACACAGAACAUGAGCUGGGUCGCCUCGUGAUAGAUGAAGGAAAGAGUCGAUAUGUCAGCAAUAGGUUUUGGGCCAGCCUGGGAGAUGAGAUCGAGGAAAUGCAGGACAUACUCGACCCAUCGUCCGGUGAGGAGGAAGACUAUCCAUCGCCGCAAGACUCUAUGAAUUCAGGUGCUCAUGACGGCUUUCUAUUCGGCUAUGCCUCUCUGGCGCAUACUCUUCGCAACUACUACCCGACCCCAACGCAGCUUUUUGUGCUGUGGAGAUUCUAUCAGGAGAAUGUAGCCCCAUUGAUCACGAUACUACAUCAACCAAGCCUUCGCGCGAUUGUCAUCGAGGCAUCGACUAACGCAGAAUUACUCGAUAAGAAUACGGAAGCUCUUCUCUUCUCGAUCUAUUUUUCAGCUGUCAUCAGCAUGACCCCGCAGCAGUGCAGCUCGCAGCUGGGAGAAGACCGGGAUACUCUCCUCCAUCGAUAUCGAUUUGCUGUUGAGCAGUCGUUGGCAAGGGCGGGUCUUGUGAAUUCUCAGAACCUGAUGCUCCUCCAAGCUGCAGUCCUCUUUUUGAUCUGCGUGCGGAGGCACGACGAUACGAGAUUUGUCUGGACUAUGACUGCAGUUGUUCUGCGGCUGGCUCAAGGGUUGGGCCUGCACCGUGAUGGUACUAAUUUCGGCCUGAAGCCCUUUGAGACAGAGAUGCGCCGGCGACUCUGGUGGCACAUCGUCCUCUUGGAUGUACGCUCAUCUGAGGACCAUGGCACAGAUCCUCAGGUGCAUGAGGCCUUCUUUGACACUCGACUUCCGUUGAAUAUCAAUGAUGACGAUAUUUUCCCCGACAUGAAAGAUCCCCCCGAAGAACGCGUUGGUGGCACCGAAAUGACCUUCACUCUCGUGCGUUGUGAAGUGAACGCCACCGUUCGCCGAUUGAGUUACGUACCGCCUGGCGCACGUUGUCGGGCAGGGGAACUGAGUGUCGAGCAGCGUGAGGCUCUGGUCGAGGGACUCAGCAAACGCCUUGAAGAACGCUAUAUUCGCCACUGCGACAUGAAUGUUCCUCUGUUCUGGGUAUGUGCGACGAUUUCAAGGCUCAUUAUAGCAAAGCUGUGGCUGGUUGUUUACCACCCUCUCUCCAAACACGACAAUAGGCACAGCUUACCGAUGGAGACCAGAGACCGUCUCUUCGUCACUUCCAUCGAGGUCAUCGAAUUCGCUCAUUUGUUGGAGAACAACGAAAAUACGUCCAAGUGGAGCUGGUUAUUCCGGACGUACAUUCAGUGGCACGCCAUUGCCUUUCUUCUGGCAGAGUUGUGCGUCCGUCCACUGUGUCCAGGCGUUGACCGGGCAUGGAUGGCGGUAAACUCCGUUUACAGAGAGUGGGAGGCCGAAGCUACGUUAAAGAAGGGGAUGCUGUGGCGGCCCCUCUCGAGAUUAAUGAGACGCGCAACCGCCUUCAGGGCUCAGCAACAAGAGCAGCUUCGAGCCCAAUACGGUCCCCAUCCGCCCAUCAUCCAACCUGCCUCUACCGUCAGACAGGGUCCUGGUUUUGGUGAGCUUCCCGAUAUCCCUGAUCAAUUGCAUCACGUAGAGAGCCCAUCAUGUCCCGCACGAUCAUCAGUCUCUGUCGUGGGAUCAGGCCAGCAGGGGAAUACGAUGGAUACUUCUCUUAAUGCAAUCGAUCUCAGAAAAGGGAUUCCUGACGUGUUUAAUGACAUAUUCUCGGGGUCGGAGUGGUUGGCUGGACCAAAUCCUACGGUGUCUACUCCGUCAAGCCAACAACCCAUGGGCUCAUUGGCUUCGUACGAUGCCUUUGGCAAUCCGAUACGGAGCUCAAACAUUUCCAAUUCCGAGUCCGGCUGGCCCGACUGGGAUCAAGUCGUGCGCGAGUUCCAGAUGGAUGUCCAACAAGCAGAUGGGCCGCCUCCUCCGAUGGGCGAUGUGUCUGACUGGUUUGCCUGA